Aaosphaeria arxii CBS 175.79 is the source of this 2743-nucleotide messenger RNA. RefSeq lists its product as uncharacterized. Bases 500 to 2362 code for a protein of 620 amino acids. The transcript is spliced from 2 exons. NCBI's taxonomy places the organism in Eukaryota, Fungi, Ascomycota, Dothideomycetes, Pleosporales. The record is from RefSeq and is a predicted model, not a curated record.
UACUGAUCUCUCCACUAAUGGGCACCGAAGCUGCUAAGGUACUUGUACUGACUACAGAUAACUAAUUGAUUAGGUGCCCAAAGUUGCCCUAAACUACCGCUCCCUCCGACAACCCACCCAAAACACAUCAACAUCUACAUACCUCGCAGGUACACACAUCAUACCACCACCACCACCUGACCGUACCUGGCUGGAGGCGCAGCUGCCCAGUCAUCUGUGUUGCAUUAUUGCAUGAUCUCACUCCUGUAGCCGAAGAGCUGUUCUCUUUCACAUCUGCCCUUUAUCAUCUGCAUACAAGCCUCUUCUUGUCUGCGGUCAAACACCACAUCGACGCCCAGGAAUCCCUCUUUAGCCCCUCACCGCCCUCACCAUAACCUUCGCCAUCACAACAACGUCGCUGCUUACGCCGCUGAGCGCAACAUCGUGCCUUCCAUACCGAAACCUCACAUGAUCAUCCCGGGCUUCCAACAUCCUGCUAGGAGAGGACACCACAUUCAUUAUGACGGCGGAACAAGCGGAGAAUACUGCCAACGCUGAAGCGGCGCAGAAGGAAGCGGAACAGUUCUACGAUUACUACCUGAUCAAGGAGGACAAGUGCGGGACACCCAUCUUCGACAGACUAUUGACAGGAAUCGCAAAGGUCAUUAGCCAGAAGUUUGAGCCUAGUGACUGCGUAGAUCUCACUCCUACCCAGAUCGCGGCAUUCUACCGCGCAGUAGGCGGAGACUACGACGUCCUCUUCAUCGAGACCCCUCCAGCGUCCAUUUCCUUCAUCUACAGCGCUCUCGGCGCGUACCACAGUCUGCAGCCCGCGCCCGAUGAUGAGGGGUACUCGGCACCCACGAUCCCGGCACUCAAACACAAAGGAUUCGUGAAGUGGCAAACCAUACAACUCCUACUUGGACCCGAGGAACACGUGCCUCUCCUGCAGAAGGCAGUCGAGAUUUUCGACGUGCAAGAUCCCGAGACAGGAGGAUUGUUUCCCAAGAUUCUCCCAAAGUCAUGCUUCCCCGAUAAGCCCGACAGCGCCAUGGAGACAUGGUAUCAGAGCGUGGCGGAGACAUUGAAGCACGAAGCAGAAGAGGGCGCAGAGGAGAAGGUUCGCGAUGGUGGGCCACACGUGCGCGUGGAAGUGGAUGAACCGGCUCCGCGAACGUCUGACGAGUUCUCCAACGAAGGCUCUGCAGAUGGGUACCGACGAAACGGCGCAGCGACAUAUUUUUCGGAUCCGCUGUAUAGGAAGGCACGCGGAGGGCGCUCGCCCAUGUACGUCCACAAUUUCCCGCCGAAGCAGCCGGCAUACGUCGACGAUCAUGGCAGGGUAGCCAAUAGAGUACGCCAUCUGCUGAACCCUUUCAACCGGGACAGGAGAAGAAGCAGUCCACCGGCGGACGAGGACGACUUCUCAGACGGCGGGCCUACACCUCUCGCAGCUAUGCCACCCAACCAUCUCAGAGAAAGGCUGGACCCCCGAUAUCCGAGCCACAAGCGGCCUCACCCGCCGCGAAGAGACGACUCUUUGAGUUCAACGGACUCGAGCUCGGAUUCGGACGCCCCUCCUCGACACCGCUCGCCCAUGCUCCGUCACAGGCGUAGCCACGAUGGACCCAGCAGUCCCCGCGAGUACUUCCCCGCCCAUUACGACGAGCGACGCUACAGCCACGACGUUGUCGCUCCAGAACGGCUAGGCAGGAAGGAAGACGGGCCUCCACCAAUCUACGGACCUACGAAGAGCCCGCUGUUCGCAACCCACGUGGCCCAAAUGCAGGCACAGAACUACAUGCCAACGUUUGACCGGGAACGUAUUGGCGACCGACGGCCCGCCAUGCCUGCCCGGUCCUCGUACCGCCCACACAACGUCCGCUACGCCGUGGAUCCGACACUCCAACCAAUACAGCCCCGCGAACCAGACAUUCCCUACCCUCGUGACAGGUCCCGAGACGAGUACGAUCCCCCAUCAUCAUCACGCUCCAGCGACCGCGGCCGCGAACACAGAGACCGCGACCGAGAUCGCCGCCGAAGCGAGGGGCAUCUCCGCGAGAGGGAACGCAGCGACUCGGCCCGGACGCGAAGCCACGAUGCAUGGGACGACCACGAGCGGGAUAGGGACAGGGACAGAGAUCGAGACCGCGAGCAUCCUCGCGACCGUGACCGGGACCGGGACAGAAAGGAGCGCGAACGGAGGGAUAGAGAUAGAGACCGAGAGAGGGAGAGGGAGAGGGAGCGGGAGCGGGAGAGAGAUAGAGAUCGCGAGGGCAGAGUGAGGCAGCGGUACUCGCAUGUACCGGGCGUGGCGCCGUGCAGCGGGUCGCCGGUGCAGGACGGGGUCGGCGGGAGGAGGUAUCCCGUUGCGCCGUAUUGAUAGCCAACUACUCUGAAUCUACGGAGUGAGUGUAUUGCGUGCGUCAAUUGAUGGUGGAAAUGUUUCUAACAAACAAGACCUAACCCGACAAGAGGCGAUGCGGACCCUGAAUGUAACAAAUGUGCAACGAAAUCGGAUAGACCGAACGAAAUGAAAGGAACGAUGUGUACGACAGACGGCUGUCUGUCUGUACACCAUGUAACGAGACCAAUGAAUGAAAUCAAAUGAAUAUCAACCAAUGCCUAAUCCAGCACUCAACAACUACAUUCUUCAUGAUGAGAUAAAGUGUAUGAUGAUGGAUACAACAACAUAUCAGAGUGAUGGAUCAUUUGCAUUUAUACUCUCCUGUCACCCCUUUUCCAUAUAUUUAUUGUACGAUCA